Salvelinus namaycush (lake trout) is the source of this 1072-nucleotide messenger RNA. RefSeq names its product myelin proteolipid protein-like. The record is from RefSeq and is a predicted model, not a curated record. Gene Ontology annotation, cellular component: myelin sheath; plasma membrane. Lineage: Eukaryota; Metazoa; Chordata; Actinopteri; Salmoniformes; Salmonidae. Gene Ontology annotation, biological process: axon development; central nervous system myelination. Gene Ontology annotation, molecular function: structural constituent of myelin sheath. Bases 1 to 777 code for a protein of 258 amino acids. The transcript is spliced from 7 exons.
AUGUUUCCGGUCAGACAGCCUUGGCUUUGCAAAGCCCUAGGUUGUUAUGAUUGCUGUAUCCGAUGCCUGGGGGCAGUGCCCUACCCCUCCCUGGUUGCCACUCUGCUCUGCUUCACCGGCAUGGCACUGUUCUGUGGCUGUGGGCACGAGGCACUGGCCAACACCGAGGUGCUCGUCGAGACUUACUUCGCUCGUAACAUACAAGACUAUGUUAUCCUGGCCUCGUUUAUCAAGUACUUCCAGUACGUGAUCUAUGGCCUGGCCUCUUUCUUCUUCCUCUACUGCAUCCUGCUGCUGGCCGAGGGAUUCUACACCACCAGCGCCGUCAAGCAGACCUUCGGAGAGUUCCGGAGCACCAGAUGUGGCCGCUGCCUUAGUCUGACGUUCAUCAUUGUGACAUACGUCCUGGCAGUGAUCUGGCUGGCGGUGUUUGCCUUCACAGCCAUACCCGUCUUCUUCUUCUUUAAUAUGGCACAGACCUGCCACACCAUCAACAUCCUGGCUGAGACGACACCCAGCAUCAACCAGCACGGCUGGGUCUGCAUGGAUGCUCGGCAGUAUGGUCUGCUGCCUUGGAAUGCAAUGCCAGGGAAAGCUUGUGGAAUGACCUUGGCAUCCAUUUGCAAAACAAAAGAGUUCUUUGUCACCUAUGACCUGUACAUCACUGCCUUUGUUGGUGCAGGGAUUGCUCUCUUGGCUCUGUUUCUGUAUGUGGUAGCUACCACCUAUAACUAUGCAGUGCUGCGGUUCCUGGGCAGAAAAGGGCUACGCUGUUAAAAACGGUGCCCUGUCACGUCUCCAUCCGCCGAUAGACUGGGCCUGAGGAGAGCCGUUACACAUCACACUACUGAACAUUCAUCCAUCCCCUCAGACACGCCUGCAGCCUGGAUCCCCUACCUACUGCUGGCUGCUUCCCUGGAGGGCUCUGCUAACUGACACAUGGUUCAUCUUGACCAUCUGAUUUAUCACUUCAACAACAGUCUAAGAGAUGAAUAGAACUCCUGGUCAUCAUAACUUCAAGCCCAUCCCCCUGGUCAUCAUAACUUCGAGCCCCUCCCAUCCUCCUGCUCAC